Saccostrea cuccullata (small rock oyster) is the source of this 810-nucleotide messenger RNA. RefSeq names its product cubilin-like. The record is from RefSeq and is a predicted model, not a curated record. The coding region runs from base 76 to 738 and encodes 220 amino acids. The transcript is spliced from 5 exons. NCBI's taxonomy places the organism in Eukaryota, Metazoa, Mollusca, Bivalvia, Ostreida, Ostreidae.
UCUUCGUGAAUUUUGGGGAUUAUUCUAGUAUGUUCUAUGUUCACAGAGUUACUUUCAUCAUAACUUAAUGAUAAGAUGAACCUGUUUUUCUUCUGUUGGUUAUUGUUUCAAAUACGCUACGGAUGUAAUGGAAAAAAUGAAACAAAGAACAUCUCAGGUAUCACGGGAAGUUUAACUUCUCCCGGUUACCCUGGUAACUAUCCAAACAAUGUCAAUUACACCUGGAUUCUGAAUACUGGACACAAAAGCACAACCGUUAACUUUACGUUUGAUGUUUUUGAUCUUGAAGCAAACUGGUUCUUCUCCUGCAGUGAUUUCUUGGAGAUAACAGAAAUGGAUCCAUGUUGUUAUACCGCCAUGCGCAGAUGUGGUCAGCGCAACCCCUUUUCCCAAUUAGUGAGAGGUAGACUUAUAAGAAUCACAUUUGUCUCUGAUGGAAUUGACACAGCCAAAGGAUUUAGUCUAACAUGGAUAGCAACUUUGGUGUCAAAUCUAAACAGAACCUUGUCGUCAAUGACAAUAGGGACAGCAAUACAGGACAAAUUAGUUUCAGACUCCUAUGUGUUCAAUUCGAAAAAUAAAGAUCGGCCCGCGGCAGUUAUUACCAAGAAUCUGGCAAACAGCAAGAUGGCAACAGUAAUGAGUUCAGGAUAUGACAGCAAUAAUUUCACGUCUGCUGAUUUAUUUACGAUAUUUCCACAAGAAUUAAAUAAGAAUAUACAUUUCUAUUCCAAAUAAAUGAUGUAUUUAUAAAAUAAUCAGAAGUGAAAGAUUUCUUAAAUAUACAUUCGUAUAUUCUUUCAUGCAAAG